Olea europaea var. sylvestris is the source of this 771-nucleotide messenger RNA. RefSeq names its product ethylene-responsive transcription factor 5-like. The annotation marks the transcript as partial. Gene Ontology annotation, molecular function: DNA-binding transcription factor activity; DNA binding. NCBI's taxonomy places the organism in Eukaryota, Viridiplantae, Streptophyta, Magnoliopsida, Lamiales, Oleaceae. Gene Ontology annotation, biological process: regulation of DNA-templated transcription; ethylene-activated signaling pathway. The record is from RefSeq and is a predicted model, not a curated record. The transcript has a single exon.
GAAGGCUCGUAUGAAACCUCCUCUCAAAGUACAGCACCCAAAUCCUAAAGUCAUACAGCACUAUAAAAACCCUUUCUCAGUCCCUUAUUUUCCACUCAAAAACAACAACUUUGAGUCCAAAAUCAAGAAAUAUAUACAACUUUUUUUUCAGUUUCCUCUGAAAUCCUUAUAUUUUAAUCGUAAUCGAUAAUGUCUUCUUCAUCUGAUGAUAGUUCAACUCUUGAAAUUAUACGCCAACAUCUUCUUGAUGAUUUUGCCUUCAUGGAAACUUAUUGCCCAGUUUCCAGUUUUUCAGAAUCCCAGAUUUCUCGAACUUCAAGCAGUUCAAGUACUGUAAUAUCUGAACAUACAACUGGUUCUGUCUUUAAUCCAGAUUUCAGCUUUGAUAACAAGAAUAAUACAAGCACGAAUCUUGAAUAUUCUGGGGUUUUCAGCUCGAAAACUGAUUACGAUUACUCGGAAUUUGAAACGAAGCCUGUAAAACAAACAAACUUCAGUGAAAGGAAGCCUUCGUUGAAUAUUUGUAUCCCUCAAGUGAAGAAAAUGGAGUGGAAUAAUACAGUUAAGGAGGUGGGGCAGAAAGUUCAAGAUUCCGGAGAGAGGAAGCAUUACAGGGGUGUCAGGCAGAGGCCAUGGGGGAAGUUCGCAGCAGAGAUACGCGAUCCUAACCGGAAAGGUACUCGGGUUUGGCUCGGGACUUUCGAUACGGCCGUGGAGGCGGCGAAAGCUUACGACAGGGCGGCUUUUAAUCUGAGAGGAAGCAAAGCAAUA